AUGACCAGAACGACACCAAGCAAGUACCUCCGUUCUACGAGCUUAACGGCCGAGGGUAACCAGCCAUGUGCUAGUUGUAAGGCCAUGCCGAGUACUACCACCACAGAGAUAUACCCAAAGUCGGGAGAAACCUACAUAAUUCGCGAGAAAUCUUCGAGAGGCAUCAUAGCCCUCCAAGACUGCGCAGUACGGCUGUUACCUGAAUCCAAAGAAAUGGCGAGCUUCCCUCGUUUACUUAAUAGCUGUCAUUGGCAUUGUAUUCGAAGGAAGAGUGAUGGCUGGUUCAGUUUCCGCAAUGCGACUUCGGGCACACAUUUGGGGUACGAUUACAAGAAUUCUAUGAAAUUGCCCGGAGAGGAAUUGGUUAUGGGGCCUGAAGUUGAAAAUGACAAAGUCGGCAAUUUCCAGCUCUUUUAUCACCAUAUCUCGCUACGCGAGGUGAAAAUUAUUGCAGCCAGGAAGAUCGGACAUUUUGGGAAUUCACAAAGGCUUAGCUGCAUGCUUGUUCUCGAGUUGAUUGUUUACUACAAACUCGCUGUUAAUGGGUUGAUCCAGGGAAGGAGAAUGAAUGUCUAG
Messenger RNA from Talaromyces atroroseus, 576 nucleotides. RefSeq lists its product as hypothetical. Lineage: Eukaryota; Fungi; Ascomycota; Eurotiomycetes; Eurotiales; Trichocomaceae. The coding region runs from base 1 to 576 and encodes 191 amino acids. The record is from RefSeq and is a predicted model, not a curated record. The transcript is spliced from 4 exons.